GGCUACAGAACUAUCUUUGGGACUGCCGAUAUACUGCCCUGGGAGGCAGGAGGAGAAUUGAUGAAGGUCAUAAGUCUAGUCAGGAUGUCGGUGUACUCCGUACGAACUAGCUGGACCCACUCACCUGCAGAACGGAUUGUGCCCGAGAAGUUAGGCAUUCGCAACUUCUCCUUGGCGAGCUUAGACCCAGAAAAACUUGCUGGCUUCUGAACAUAUCGCAUGCCGCCCCGGCCGAGAUAGCAGCGAGACGUGACCCGGAGGAGUCGAGCGCCAAACCAGCAGCCACCCGGGUGCGACCGAGUCAAUUGAAUACGGGGAGCUAUGAGUGUAGCACGUCCGGCUACCAGGAGACUCAUCUCCGGGCGCCUGGCCGCAUCGCCUGUUGCUCCAUGCGCUGCUCCGACGCCGACGACGGCACCAUGUCAACAGGUCUUUGCACACCAGUUCCACAGCUCGCGACAGUUGUCGGCGAGGCGGAGGCCACGGUUCGCCAAUGUGCGCGCCGCCGACAUGGGCUUGAUGAGCGAGAAGCAGAUCGACGACUUCACAAAAGAGAAGUUCCCCCAGUACACCAAGGAGGAGCUCGACCACCUGCGGACAAAGUAUUCGCCCGCGCAGAUUGCCGCCCUCGAAGCCGGUGAGGCCGCCAUCAACCCGCGCGACCUGACGGUGCAGGGCCGCUUGCGCAACGACCCCUACACCAUCCCCUACAUCGACGACUUUGCCGAGACGCAGCCCGUCAUCGACAAGCGGGCCAAGAACAAGGAGGCCCCCGACCCCUCGGCCCGCUUCAUGAACAUGGACGAGUUUACCCAGGAUCUGAUCAUGUGGGCCGACAAGUUCCAGGUGGGCGACGUGACGGGGCAGCUCAAGACGCUGGUCGACUUCGUGCCGGAGGAGUUCAAGAAGGUGCCCGAGGGGAACUGGCCGGGCGACGUGCGGGAGGAGGCGCACAAGGCGUUUCAACAGUACCUCGAGGCCGAGGUCAAGCGGCAGAAUGAGGCCAAGGACGUCGACGACGUGGGCGGGGGGCCGACCGACGCCGAUAUCCUGCAGUACAUCCUGGAGCGGUCGGCCAUGACGGACAACGGCCGGACGACCAACACGUCGCUGGCGCACGCGCUGCCAAGCAAGGUGCCCGGCGUGGCGGGCCUGUACAAGAAGGCCAUCGACCCGGCCGACAUGGGCCUUGACGACAUCGGCGUCUACCAGGACCUCAAGCGGCGCACGGGCAUGAGCGUCGUCGAGAUCCUGCGGCUGCAGACCAAGCAGCUGGUGGACCGCAGCGUGGCCAAUCAGACGCGUCUGGGCAAGGUGCGCAAGACGUCUGUCAUGUACUGCGCCGGCAACGGUAACGGCUGGCUCGGCAUUGGCGAGGCCAAGUCGACCGAGCCGUCGAUCGCCAUGCUCAAGGCCCGCCUGAUGGCCAUCCGCAACAUGCAGCCCAUCCGCCGGUACGAGAACAGGACUAUCUACGGCACUGUCGAGGCCAAGGUGUCGGGCACGGUUGUCAGGAUGUCUGCCCGUCCGCCAGGAUUCGGCCUACGCGUCUCUCACCGCAUCUUUGAAAUGUGCCGCGCUGCCGGCAUCACGGACCUCGCCGCCACCAUCCCGCGCUCGCGCAACCCCAUGAACUCGGUCAAGGCGGCUUACAAGGCGCUCCUCACCCAGCCCGACCCGGAGGAGAUUGCCAUGGGCCGGGGCAAGAAGCUGGUCGAUGUUCGCAAGGUGUACUAUGGCGGGGCGGUGUACUAAUCUGUCUGUGUUCUUGUCCUAACGCUAGAGGUAGAUGGACCUUGUAGAAAUCUUGUACCAUAUCAUGUCGGCAGCAUUGCGCUUCCUGGUAAAUAGUUGGAGGGCUUUUGGGUCCCUGUCUGAUUUUGAUGCGUAGUGGUGAGAUGGACUUCUCUGGACGCAGUUUGGUGUGUGUGACACGACGC
Molecule: messenger RNA, 1940 nt
Organism: Parathielavia appendiculata
Lineage: Eukaryota; Fungi; Ascomycota; Sordariomycetes; Sordariales; Chaetomiaceae
Product: ribosomal protein s5-like protein
Exons: 2
Coding region: 322-1755 (477 amino acids)
Biological process (GO): translation
Cellular component (GO): ribosome
Molecular function (GO): structural constituent of ribosome; RNA binding
Source: RefSeq, a predicted model, not a curated record